Chaetomium strumarium is the source of this 1120-nucleotide messenger RNA. RefSeq lists its product as uncharacterized. NCBI's taxonomy places the organism in Eukaryota, Fungi, Ascomycota, Sordariomycetes, Sordariales, Chaetomiaceae. The transcript is spliced from 2 exons. The record is from RefSeq and is a predicted model, not a curated record. The coding region runs from base 212 to 889 and encodes 225 amino acids.
CCCGGUUGCCAGCGACAUGUGCUGACGUCUUCGGCAUUACGCCUUCCACUUACGGGUACUUGUACAUACGGAUUGACAACAACUGCGGCAUAGCAGCACACAGUUGAGGCUAACCAAGACAACUAACGGAAGUCGUUUAGAAUUAUGAAGCAGUCAAGUUUGUUUCAGCGCAUAUUUCGAACGAGAUAGUAACCGCCUCUUUCAAAAACAUAUGUCAGACGGCCCUGUCCGCGGGCCCUGGUUGAUCCGAUUCCCAGAUUUUGGCUGCUGUGGUCGGCCGCUUCUAAGACCUUAUGCGAUCCUAUCUCACCGAGGUAAGCCACCAACAAAUGCAACGGACUUUCGAGAACCAGAGCAGAUCACCACCCCUCAAUGCUUUACGAAGCAGCCUCAAAAGCUGCACGUAGUGCAUGGGACGGUUCAGAAGACAAGGAGCAAGAUAAGUGUUCUGUGCUGCUUCUCCGUCAACACCGAUGCAGUGACACCAAAGACGGAGCCACUCACGGGCCAAUUGCCGCGCCACAUACAAACAUGUAAUCCGUACGGGCCGAACUCUGCGGCUUUUGGCUUUUUUGAUUGCUUAUCCCGUAUUCCGGCACAGUGGAUAACUGACGCUGUGCUGGGAAUGGAAUCCUUCCCAGCCGCGUUCGACCAGGUACAGACACAGAUAGACUCGUCAUUGCGCCCACUACCAUCCCAUCCGAAUUCAAAGCUCUCUGUCAUCGAUUGUCCACUAGUGCCUUCUCUUUACCCACUGCGUAUCGUCAUCGUGGACCCUGAGCAAGUUCUGCUUGGCAAGAUCUGUCGCCGGUUCCUUGUCAGAUCGGGACUUGUUGGCGCCAGCCCCAAAUGCCUGCAAUUUCACGGCAUUGGUCCCAGCUCCAAAUGAUCGCCCCAAUGGCCAAUUGGCUGGGCCGGCCAACACGGGGGGUCGUCCACUUGAAACAGGGAAAAAAUGCAUUAGGGCGUUUUGGCUUGGUCCAAGAGCUGCGUGUCAGUGGGCUGUUCUGGUGCCAAGAGCAUUCCAGUGCAGGCCGCGGAUUCGAUCUGCCCCUGGCAUCCGGCCGAAUCGCGCUAGAACUCCCGGGCUCACGUCCGUCGUGCCAUUUUUGCUUCCCGC